AGUUGAGCAGACGGAGUCUCUGAAAGUUUCAAAAAGAAGGCUGGAGCGGAUUACUGGGACACAGGAGCCCAGUGAAACUAUAUCCGAAUCCGGUCCGGCCAUCGCACUCUUACCACAACAAACACAAAGCAAUGGAGAUGAAGGAGCCUGUCAGCGUUUCUACGCAGAACUCCAAAAACACUGCACGGCCGACGCUCCAGUGCUCUGGGGCGCCGUUUCCCGGCGGGAGCGGCGUGGGCUCCUCGAAGGUUCUCCUGGCAUACAAGAGCGCCACGCAGCAUCUUACUGCGCCGGGACUGAAGGUAUCCAACAUAUCCAAGGCCGGCAUGGGGAUCCUUAAGCUGGCCACAUCGCAGUGGAAGCACCAGGAGAAGAAAGCGAGAUCCCGCUCGUCCAGCGUAGGCAACAGGUGCACGACGUCCUCCACCGAGCGCAGCCCAUGCAAGCGAUCUGCGCUGGAUCAGCUGGCGGCGCUGGUGCUCAACGGGCAAUCUCGACUGCAGCAGCUGGCGCAGGAGCAGCCACGCCAGGAUGCGUCCGGCUCCACCAAGCCGCAAAACUCCUGGCGCAUCGUGGUGCUGGGAGCGCCACGCGUCGGCAAGACCUCCAUCCUGCGGCGGUUCCUCCGCGACGGCUUCGAUGAGCAGUACGAGCCCACAUCCGAAGACUUCCAUCGGAAACUGUACGACAUCCGAGGGGAGACGUACCAGAUCGAUAUCCUUGAUGCCUCUGGAGAGAGGAGCUUCCCCGCAAAACGCAGACUCUCCAUCUUAACCGGCAACAUCUUCCUGCUUGUGUUCAGCCUGGACGAUCGCAAGUCCUUCGAGGAGGUGCGCGCGCUGCGCACCGAAAUCUUGGCGGCCAAAACCGCUCUGCUCAAAUCCAAAGAGCGCGCACGAGUCCCCACCGUGAUAUGCGCCAACAAAGCGGACCUUCCCGAAAACGAGUGGGCCGUGUCCCGGGACGAGAUCAUGGAAGUGUUCGGGGACGGCUGUGCGUUCUUCGAGACCUCCGCCAAAGACAACGUGAACCUGGAGCAAGUGUUCGAGGCGCUGGCCCGACGCGGAGGACUGCCGCUGGAGACUGGACCCUCGCAGCAUCGCAAAGUGUCCAUACGCUCUUACCAAGCGCUGCGAGCGGGCCGGCAGCCCGGUCGAGGAGCCAAUAAGUCUACCGGGUUCGAGAUGCCGUGCGGGGCCCUCUACCCUCUCGCGCGCAGACCGAGCUUCAGCACCGACCUCCGGCUGGUCCUCGGGCCGCACGCAUCAUCGGGGAAACCGAGCAAACCACUUGAGAGAUGCCAAAUUCAAUGAGACUGAAGAAAAUCGACAGAGACGACGGUUGGAAGAUGGCGAGAGAAAGACAGACAGACAGAGCUAGAGAGAGUUACUUGGACAUCAUAGAACUAGUUAUUCAGUGUUUUAUGGUGAAGUAUCUGAAACAGGAGUAGACUAGCGCAUUGUAGAUCCGUAUGACUUGCUCCUACAGUCACUGCUGUUUUAAACCACGUGUGUGCAUGUGGUUUUACCUUUUCUUGCCUGACACAGAUGUUUACUUGUCAAUCAGUUUGGUAUUCAGACACAGGACACUUUGGAUUCAGAUGUUUGUGGAUCUGGCGUUUUUGUAAAUGUAAAUUACACCGAAUUAUUGAGAUUUUAAAUAAACAAU
Alosa alosa (allis shad) is the source of this 1668-nucleotide messenger RNA. It is a transcript of the gene rasd2b, whose product is annotated as GTP-binding protein Rhes. The transcript has 2 exons. The record is from RefSeq and is a predicted model, not a curated record. Lineage: Eukaryota; Metazoa; Chordata; Actinopteri; Clupeiformes; Clupeidae. Gene Ontology annotation, molecular function: GTP binding; GTPase activity. Bases 132 to 1313 code for a protein of 393 amino acids.